ACGUAGCAUUUGUUUUGAUCGGAAGCCUUUGAGCUUUCAAGGUUUUGAUACUUGAGUCGUUGGGCACCCCAGCCGCUCAAGAAUGCUGGAGCCGGCCUGUGCUUCCUCCUUCGAUGACCCUUCAGGUUCCGACGACCCUCGGCUCUUUCCUGUUGAUCUUGGUAGGGGCUCGUUGGUUUUUUCUGUUUCUUGUUCUGUUAGGUUCAGAUCCGACAGCCUUCUUUCUCCUCCGAUGAAUCUGAGGCAACGCGCGCGAGGGUUGCCAGAUCUAAUGCCCACCGCGGUUCUCUUGCUGGUUCCAAGGGACACUACUGCCACCUAAUCGGGUUACCGCCCCGGCAUCCUGGAGCCUGAUGCUAUUUCUUCAAGGGUAGAUAGAAGGGUUUCCCGUAUGGAUCGUCGACCGAAGGCCGUGGUAUAUCCUAGAUUGUUCGUUGUUGUUUGAGUGCUUAGUGCACCUCCCUUCAGCCUCUGGAUAUUGGUCUACUUUGAUAUUUUGUUCAAGUUGUAUUUUACUAUUUGUCAUCUUUGUAGAUGCAGUACAUCGGUAUUUGUAAUGAAACCAUUCCAUUAUA
This is a messenger RNA of Rubroshorea leprosula, 575 nucleotides long. NCBI's taxonomy places the organism in Eukaryota, Viridiplantae, Streptophyta, Magnoliopsida, Malvales, Dipterocarpaceae. The record is from the annotation of a GenBank genome assembly.